Molecule: messenger RNA, 330 nt
Organism: Kuraishia capsulata CBS 1993
Lineage: Eukaryota; Fungi; Ascomycota; Pichiomycetes; Pichiales; Pichiaceae
Exons: 1
Coding region: 1-330 (109 amino acids)
Biological process (GO): DNA replication; DNA recombination; DNA repair
Cellular component (GO): nucleus
Molecular function (GO): DNA binding
Source: RefSeq, a predicted model, not a curated record
AUGGAGUGUGCAAGAGUGGAUGCUACUUUGCUGAAUGCCUACCAGGGCAAGACGGUGCGGAUUAUAGGGAAAGUGGUGGAAGUCCGGUCCAGUUCGCAGGGUGUUCUGUUUGCAGAGGGACCUAUACAGUUUGAGGUGAGUUCAGGCGAUUCCACCCUUCCUCCCAUUUUGCAAGACCAUUACUAUGAAGCCGUUGGUCAGGUGGGCAGCUCGAAUGAUUUGAGAAUCUUCACCCUCGUGGAUUUUGGUGAGGACUUGAGCGAGAAAGCUUUAGGCGUGUUGGUCAAACAAUCACAGAACCUUCCUGAGCUGUUUGGAGGCUUCGAUUGA